AUGAUUGACCACGGUCUCAUUUGUGCAUUUGUGGAGAGGUGGCACGAGGAGACUUCGAGCUUCCACCUUCCGUUUGGGGAGAUGACAGUGACACUUGAUGAUGUGGCCUAUUUGCUGCAUCUCCCCAUUGACGGCAUGUUCCUGUCCCAUGGGUUCAUAUCACGGGACCAGGCGAUGGAAUGGAUAGAGUUGUACUUGGGGUCUGAUCCGGUUGAUGCUCUUCUUGAGGUGACGAAGACCAAAGGUGCAUAUUGCCGAUUUGGCUACUUGCAGAGGAUUUUCAAGGACCGUUUGAAGGAGCAGUUGGCGUUGGAUAUUGAGUAUGGUGGUGUGACCGAGGAGAAUGUUGUGGAUGUUGUCUACCACAUGUACUUUAGAGACCUUGAUCUUGUUGCUGGUUAUUCAUGGGGAGCUGCGGCACUAGCUCACUUGUAUAGGGAGCUCAACAAUGCUACACGUUGGAACUGCAGUCAGGUGGCAGGAUACCUGACUUUGUUGCAGGCUUGGGUGUAUCAGCACUUCCAAGGUAUGGGAAGCAAGGAUGCCUGGGUAGGAUAUUGGGAGGAUUGGUAUCCACGCGCGAUGCUUUUUUUACCACUGUCUGGUUUGGGCACACCAGACAACUACAUAAACCAUCUGGAUGCGCUGGAUUUGACGAGGGUUGUCAUGGCCCCAUAUGGAGAGCACUGUGCGACAAGUCAGUUUGAGCGGGUCAGCCUUUACUCUGGAUGGAUAAGAUACGGAGACCGCAUGGUGAGAUAUCUGCCAGAGCGGGUGCUUCGUCAGUUUGGGAGGGUUCAGACCAUACCGAGACAUCCUGUUGAGAGUGCACCUCCUGAUCUUAAUUUAGCGGAGAUCUCAAACCGCUUUCAGCGUGCACUUGAUUAUGCGUUGACACCUGAGAAGUUGGGGCAGUGUGCAGUUCAUUGUGUGGAGGCAGAAGGUGGAUACAUAGAGUGGUUUUAUCACCAUUCUCAUCCCCACAUGAUUCUUCCUGACAUGCCGGUACAAGUGUCGAGGCCACUAGAGCAUGAGGUCCUUGAUGCGCGAGCUGCUUAG
This is a messenger RNA of Medicago truncatula (barrel medic), 1059 nucleotides long. RefSeq names its product protein MAIN-LIKE 1-like. The transcript is spliced from 3 exons. The record is from RefSeq and is a predicted model, not a curated record. The coding region runs from base 1 to 1059 and encodes 352 amino acids. Lineage: Eukaryota; Viridiplantae; Streptophyta; Magnoliopsida; Fabales; Fabaceae. Gene Ontology annotation, biological process: meristem maintenance; meristem development.